CUCUGUGGUUACGGGUAUAACUGCCUUGAGCCUUGAGGCGUAAAAUGUAAAUAUUAUUUUUAGAUUUCAAAUAAAGCUAAAACAUAAUUGUGUUUAAUCAUUUAAGGAAUAACGCCGUAAUAAAAAUGGUUAACUAUUGUUGUGUGGUUGGAUGCGGACGUAAUAGCAAAAGUAACAGACAUUUAAAUUUCUACAGUUUACCAAAGCAAAAACACCGUCAGAAACAAUGGUUGAAAGCAGCUGGUAAAGAAGAUCUUCUAAAUCAAGAUAUGGAAAAAUUGAGAAGAAAUUUAAGAUUCUGUUCAAGGCAUUUUCCCCCUUCUUCUAUAAAGAAUAAACAUCUAAAUAUUGAUGCAGUUCCAUCAGUAAGACUACCUGGAUCAGUACCAGAACAAGAUAUCCUCCCUACUGUACACGAAGGUAUUAUGUGCAAUGUAUGUUCAGAACAAAUUAUUGGUUUCCGAUAUAAAUGUGUUAUGUGCAACAACUAUGAUCUUUGUCAAAAGUGUGAGAUGCUUGAGCUACAUGAGGACCACUAUAUGUUGAGAAUACCAAAGUCUAUUAAGUUUAAAAUAGCAGACACGUUUAUAAAUAAAUGGAGAGAACUAAUUGAAUCUGAAAAUAAGACUAGUGCUUUAAAAGUUGAAGAUUCUAGUGAUGAUGAACCAAUUACUAAAUAUAGAAAAACAUCAGGUAUAGUCAACCUUCCAGAAAAUGUUAAAUGUGAAAUAAGAAAUGAAAUACAAAGAGCAAUCAAGUCAUUAAGGAAUACGGAGAAAGAGGCUCGGACAACUGAAAGUUCAGUUGACGUAAUUAAUGUAACAAACAACAUAAGUUUAAAGCCAGCGGUGGAAUCUGAAUAUGAAAACAAUGUAAUUGAAAAUGGAUCAGAAAUACCAACACAAAUUGUGUUUGCAGAUGUAAAUAAUAUGAAAUGUGAAGAUGAUAAAAGUGAAGCUAUGGCCGCCUUAUCUGUUGUUAAUACAAGCACAGAGUCAGGACAAAUUCAGCCAGUUAUAUAUUUGAAGCUAAAUGAUGUUCUCACUCAACUUAUGAUUACACCAAGUGAUCAGACUGCACAGAUUAAUGACAGCAAUAUAUUUUAAGGAAAUUAACAUUAUAAAUUACAUGUUAUAUAUAUUCUCUUAUUAAUUUAUUUAGGUUAAUUAAUUAGAAACAAUUUUACCUGGGUCUAUUUUGAAAUUCAGUUAAUCGCUAAAUUUAAUGGUCCUUUUUCAUAAGCAGCCUGUUUUAUUGGAUUAUGAAUAAUUUUCCUUAAUAAAACUGGAUUACAAUUACUUUAUAGGCUCUUUUACAAUAUCUCAUUGCUUAAUUACAUUAUCUCAUUGCUGCAUUUAAGGAGCUCGCGUGUUGAAUAAGGAAUGUCACACACAUAUAUAGAAAUACAUGGACUGAAUGCUAUUGAUAAUGAUUGAUUUUAUGAACUGCUAAAAUGAAAGUUUAAAUACUAUAAUAGGUAUAUUUAAAUAUAAUAUUUUAUACUUUUAUAUAUACCUAAUAUUUUACACAGCCUGGAUAUAAGUUAAGUUAAAAAAGUAUUGUAGUAUAAGUGUUUUUUAUUAUAAAAUAUAAAAAUAUGAAAUAUUGAAUUA
Pieris napi is the source of this 1613-nucleotide messenger RNA. RefSeq lists its product as uncharacterized. Gene Ontology annotation, molecular function: zinc ion binding; protein kinase C binding; K63-linked polyubiquitin modification-dependent protein binding. The transcript is spliced from 5 exons. Gene Ontology annotation, cellular component: aggresome; amphisome. Bases 126 to 1106 code for a protein of 326 amino acids. Gene Ontology annotation, biological process: aggrephagy; endosome organization; mitophagy. The record is from RefSeq and is a predicted model, not a curated record. Lineage: Eukaryota; Metazoa; Arthropoda; Insecta; Lepidoptera; Pieridae.